Sinocyclocheilus rhinocerous is the source of this 329-nucleotide messenger RNA. RefSeq names its product zona pellucida sperm-binding protein 3-like. The coding region runs from base 1 to 309 and encodes 102 amino acids. Lineage: Eukaryota; Metazoa; Chordata; Actinopteri; Cypriniformes; Cyprinidae. Gene Ontology annotation, molecular function: acrosin binding. Gene Ontology annotation, biological process: positive regulation of acrosome reaction; binding of sperm to zona pellucida; egg coat formation. The transcript is spliced from 3 exons. Gene Ontology annotation, cellular component: extracellular matrix. The record is from RefSeq and is a predicted model, not a curated record.
AUGAAUUUGACCUCUUCCCAUCUGUUCUAUAAUGUGAGCAGUAAUGCCUUGAGGCCAACUUGGGUCCCUUAUGCCUCAACGGAGGUUGGCGAGGAAGUCCUGCUGUUCUCCCUGAAGCUCAUGAUGGAUGACUGGUCCUAUCAGAGGCCUUCAAACUUGUACUUCCUGGGUGAUGUUAUUAAUAUUGAGGCAUCUGUGAAGGUGUACAACCACGUCCCACUGCGUGUCUUUUUGGACCACUGUGUGGCCACCCAAGUACCUGAUGUGAAUGCUCUUCCGAGAUAUUCCUUCAUUGAGAAUCAUGGGUAAAGUCAUGUCACUUGAUUCUC